Messenger RNA from Sugiyamaella lignohabitans, 2016 nucleotides. RefSeq names its product Nop4p (gene NOP4). NCBI's taxonomy places the organism in Eukaryota, Fungi, Ascomycota, Dipodascomycetes, Dipodascales, Trichomonascaceae. The transcript has a single exon. Gene Ontology annotation, molecular function: RNA binding. The record is from RefSeq and is a predicted model, not a curated record. The coding region runs from base 1 to 2016 and encodes 671 amino acids.
AUGUCCAGUCCUUCUAAACCUACUUUUGACAAAUCUAGAUCGGAACUCUUUGUCCGGUCGCUGCCUCAGGAUGCUACUUCUGAGAAAUUGUCUGAUUUCUUCUCCAAUAUUGCCCCAGUGAAACAUGCUGUCGUGGUCACCGAUAGUACUUCAGGGUUGUCAAAAGGAUUCGGUUUUGUUAGUUUUGCUGAUCCAGACGAUGCCCAGACAGCUUUAGAACAGGGAAGAAAAAGUAAAUUUGAUGGAAAGUCUAUUAGUAUUGAAUUUGCUAAACCUCGUGCAAGAGGAACUGAUGGUCCUAAGGAAACCAACACAGUCGUGCAAAAGGUUGAGAAAAGACGACCACGUCUUAUCGUCAGAAACUUACCGUGGUCCGUGAGAGAUACAAAAAUUUUGGUAAAAACUUUUAGUAAAUAUGGAAAGGUUGUUGAUGCUUUUAUUCCUCGCCAAGCUGGAGGUAAAAUGUCUGGAUUCGCUUUUGUAACUAUGAGAAAGAAGUCUCAUGCACUAAAAGCUAUAGAGGAUUCAAAAGAUCUCAAAAUUGAUAACAGGCCAGUAGCUGUAGAUUUUGCUGUUGAAAAAGAGAAGUGGGUGUCUGGACAAGGCGAGGAAGUAAACGAUGACAGUGAGAGCGAAAGCGACGAAGAGGAAGAGGAGGAAGAGGAGGAAGUAUCCGAUAACGAUCAACACAAUAAUGAGGCCAAUAACGCCGAAGAUAAUAGUGAAGAUGAUGAUGACGAUGAUAGUGAAGAUGAUGAAAAUAAUGAAGAUAACGACGAUGCUGAAGGUGAGGUUACCACAAAAUUUAAGCAAAGGCCGGCUCCGAAUUCUUUUACAGUUUUCGUGAGAAAUAUCCCAUAUGGAGCAACAGCCGAGAGCCUUAAAGAGCAUUUUGAGCAGUUUGGGCCGAUAAGAUACGCUUUGCCUGUUAUGGACAAGGUUCUCAAUCAACCCAAAGGAACUGCAUUCGUUGCGUUUAGAGAUGAAGAUGAUUGCAAUAAUUGCGUGAAGUCGGCACCUCUAGGUGGCUCCGGUUCCCUUUUAGUCGCGGAUGAUGCUGAUCCCAGAUAUGUAUUUGAGGGCCGAAUUCUUUCAAUCACAAAGGCUGUAGAACGUGAAACUGCCGAUAAAUUGGCAACGGCUAGUGCUAACGAGCGGAAAAAGCUAUUGGGUAAAGAGCCUCCUAAUAAAGACAGACGUAAUCUUUUCCUAUUGAAUGAAGGCCGAAUAACUCCGGAAUCAAAAUUGGGCCAAACUAUGCCCCCCAGUGAAUUAGAAAUCAGACAAAAAUCAUUUGAUUUGCGUAAGCAACAGCUAACGAAGAAUGCGAGUUUGCAUCUAAGUUUGACUCGUUUGGCGAUUAGGAAUCUUCCAAGGGCUAUGAACGAGAGGGCUCUUAAAGCUUUGUCUAGAAAGGCUGUAGUCGAAUUUGCUACUGAAGUAAGGAAAGGUCUGAGACAACCAUUGACUCAGGAGGAAAUUAAAAGAUCGACCAAAUUCCAGGAACUUUUUGGACGAAAUGGUAGCAAACAUGGUCUUGUUAGGCAAGCUAAGAUUAUUACUGAGCACAAAGAGUCAGGAGGUCUAGGAAGAAGCAGAGGAUAUGGAUUUGUUGAGUUCAGAGAUCAUAGAUCUGCUCUAAUGGGGUUGAGAUGGAUGAAUGCCCAUCUCGUAUCUAAGGAUGAAAUUCUCGAGGGCUUUAUUAAAGGUGAAGAUGGAGGCAUCGAAGAAAAAGUUGAUUUCUCGGAAAGUACAAGACGUCGAUUGGUUGUUGAAUUCGCAAUUGAAAACGCUCAAGUUGUUCGAAGGAGACGUGAGACCCAAGAGCGAGUGAGGGUCGCCCAAGAAAAAAGGGCGAAAUCAAGUUCUGGUGAUCAAUCUGAAUCUACUGUUGCUGAGCCAGAAAAGAAACUGGGGAAGCGAACUAGAGAUGAAGCUGACCCGGCUUCUGAGAACAAGAAUGUUCAACAUCUUAUUGGCAAGAAGAGAAAGAUGAAGAAAAUGGGCAAAAAUUAG